UUUUUGUUUUUUUGUUAUGAUCACUGAAGCCAUGGAAAAGUUCAAAGGACUGCUGCAUCUGUUUAUUUUUGCUUCAAGUAUUCUUAUGUGCUGUCCACAAAAAACAGCUGAUAUUGUCUUCCUGGUUGAUGGUUCUUGGAGUAUUGGCACAGAAAACUUCCCGAAGAUCCGUGAUUUCCUCUUCACUUUCGUAAACAGUUUUAAUGUGAGUCCUAAUGAGGUUCAGAUUGGCCUAGUGCAGUAUGGUGACUCACCCCACACUGAGUUCUACCUUAACAGUUCUGAAACCAAACUGAAGAUUCUUGACUACAUCACAAAGCUCCCAUACCGUGGAGGUGGCACCAAGACUGGACUAGGGUUAACUUUACUUCUAAAACAACAUUUUGUAAAAGAAGCAGGAAGUCGUGCUGAAAAUGGGGUGCCUCAGAUUGCUGUGGUUAUCACAGGUGGACAGUCAGAGGACAAUGUGAAGGUGCAUGCACAGGACUUGAAGCACAAAGGAAUCAUUGCCUUUGCCAUUGGUAUUAAAGAUGCCAAUAAAGACGAGCUAAAAGAAAUUGCUAGUAAGCCACAUGAGGAGCACAUCUAUAUUGUGCCUGAUUUCAUAGCUUUGCAAGGAAACACACAGAGAUUCAUCCAGUUUCUCUCUACAAGUUUGGAGGGACCCAAAUUUCCAGUGUCUCAAGGGUGCAAGACUAUUUUGGCUGACAUUGUGUUCUUAGUGGAUAGUUCUAGCAGUAUUGGUGAUGCAGACUUCCGGAAAGUAAAGAAGUUCCUGCAGACAUUCCUAGUGGGUCUCGAUGUUAAGCCUGAUAAAGUCAGAGUAGGACUUGCACAGUUUAGCAAUGACCCUAAACAAGAGUUCCUGUUGGGUGAAUAUGUGGACAAGAAUAACCUGCUGGAGAAAGUGGAGAAACUCACCCACCUGAAAGAAGACACAGAAAUUGGAAAAGCUCUCACUUUUAUCCAAAAUAAUUACUUUACUGAGGCAGGUGGCAGUCGGCUCAAUCAGAGUGUGCCUCAGAUUGCUGUAGUGAUCACAAAUGGUGACUCUGCUGAUGAGAUUGAGAUUCCAGCCAUGGAGUUACGGAGAAAGGGGGUGUUAAUUUUUACCAUAGGGGUUGGUGAAGCCAGCAUUACAGCCUUGCAGUCCAUUGCCAACAAACCGCAUCAGCAUUUUGUGCUCAGUUUCACUGACUAUGAGGAGCUUCUGAAAGCCACCACAAGAACAGUAGACAAAGUGUGUAUUUCUGUGGAGGCCCAGCAACAAGCUCUAGUUCCAAAGUUCGCAGAUGUGUUUGUGUUGGUGGACAGCUCAGUUGAACAGCAAAAGGUGAUAGAGUUGCUAAUUCGAAUAGCCAAUCAACUUAACGUGUCAAGUCUAUCUAAUCGGCUGGCUUUGGCUCAGUUUGGUGAAGAUGUUUCAGUGGAUUUUCGUUUUGAUGGUUACAAAACAAAAAAGGAAGCACUUGCACUUAUCCGCAAAUUCCAACUAAAAAGCCCUGGGCAGCAGCGCAAACUUGGAAAAGCGAUGGAUUAUGUGCGCAUCAAUCUUUUCAACAGUGCAGCAGGUAGCCGAAUUGCUAAAGGUUAUAAGCAGUACCUGCUGGUGGUAAGCAAAGGAGAAUCCGAUGACAAUAUACUUAAAGCAGUUCGUGCAUUAAAGGAUCAGGGAGUGAUCCUUGUCAACAUUGACCUAAGUGAAGUUACAGAUUCUGAACUCAUUACAAUCCCUUCUGAACCUGAUAUAUCUGGUGAAUCUAUACAACCUGGCUUAUCUGCCAGAUAUUCUCCUAUUGUGCCAUUACCACCAAUUGUCUAUUCUGCAGCUGGAGACAUUCAACAAAUAGCUGAAAGUGCAGUGACAAUAUUGGGUUCUAAGGAUGAGCUUAGUACAGCUCAGGAGUGCAAGUCACUGGCUGAUAUUGUGUUUAUUGUGGAUGUGUCAGACAGUACCAGACAUCCAGACUUGGUCCGUUUUUUCCUCAGUCGCAUAAUUAAUCUUUUACAGUUGGAGUCUGACUGUAUGCGUUUGGGAAUUGUCUUGUACAGUGAAACACCUUCAGCUGAUUUUUACUUAAAUUCAUUUAAAAGCAAGUCUGAAAUUUUGCAGUACAUUAAAGGAUUGCCAUUUGGUGGUGGAGAGUCCAAACCUAGCAAGGCUCUGAAGUUUGCAAGAGAGAAGAUGUUUGCCAAAGAGCUGGGCAGCCGAUAUGCCAUAGAAGCAGAGCAGAUUGCUGUGGUAAUAACAGAGGUGAAGUCCCUGGAUAAUGAAGCAACUGCAGAAGCUGCUAGUUUAAAACGCUCUGGAGUACAAGUCUAUGCUAUUGGAGUCUCCGAUGAUAAUAAAGAACAGUUGAAGCAAAUAGCAUCUUAUCCUUCAACAAAAUUUGUGCUCAGUCUCCAGAGCUUUUCUAAUAUUUAUAAAGUGGAAAAAACUUUGAGGGGGGCUGUUGAUCACAGUACAGUCCAUUCACAUUUGAAGACCAGGAAUUUUGAUUUAAAACAAGGAUGUGUACAGACAGAAAAAGCAGACAUCUAUUUCCUCAUUGACGAGUCCACUAGUAUUGAUGAAAAAGAUGCACAGGAUAUUAAAAACUUCAUUCUUUACUUCAUAUCGAUGUUUUCUAUUGGACCAAAACAAGUUCGUGUAGGUGUGGUAAAAUUUGCAGAAGAGCCUGUACUAGAGUUUCGUCUAGAUGCAUAUAAUGACAAAAGCUCUCUUGAUAAAGCUGUGAACAACAUUAAACAUGGCAGUGGAGACACCUUUAUAGGAAAAGCCCUCUCUAGCAUGAUAAAAUACUUUGAGGAAGCCAAAAAGACAAGAGGCACUGAGGUUCGCAGUAUCCUCAUUGUUCUAUCUGAUGGAGAUUCUUGGGAUGAAGUAGUCCUACCAGCAGCAAAGUUAGCAGCACAGGGGGUGUCAACAUAUGCUGUUGGUAUAAACGAGAACGAGGACUCAAAGCUAUCGCAAAUAGUAGAUAAUCCAAAGAGAAGGUUUUCAAUCACCAACUAUCAUGCACUGACAGACCUUAAGGAGAAAAUUGUUAGUAGGAUUUGCUUGGAAGAUGCCUGUACAAGUAUGUGGGCAGACAUCAUUUUUUUAGUUGAUGGCUCAGGAAGCACUACCCCUGAGGACUUCUUAAAGAUAAAGGAAUUCUUGCAAACUGCAGUGUCAUUGUUUAUAAUUGACAAGGAUAGUGUGCAAGUUGGAGUCGUGAAGUUUGACCCAAACCCAAAAACUGAAUUUGCCCUCAAUACGUUUUCUGAUAAAAAACAGAUGCUGCAGGCCAUUAAUAAGAUGCAGCAACAGAAGCAGCCAAUUAAGAGUAUGAAGCAACUGGAAAAAGGAUCUAAGAUUGGGGCUGCCCUCAAUUUUGUGUCAGAGUAUUUUGAUCAAUCAAAAGGGGGACGUUUAAAUGCCCCACAGUUCCUCAUCAUGUUAACAAAUGGCAGGUCGAUGGACGAUGUUGCUCAGCCUGCAGAAGCCAUCAGAAAUAAGAGCAUUACAAUAUAUUCCAUAGGAGUGGGUGAUUCUAGCACCUCACAACUGAGAGAGAUCAGUGGGACUCAGGACAUUUUUUUUCUGGAAAAAGAUGAUGAAAUGUUGGAGUUCUUAGAUACUGUCUUAUCGCUAAAAUCUGCAAAUCUUCUAAAGGUAAGCCAUACUAACAUCAUUUUAUUUUGCCAGAAAUCACAGGUGGCUGAUGUUGUAUUCUUAGUGGAUGGUUCAACCAGCAUUCUGUCUACAAACUUUGAAAGAAUUAAGUUCUUUAUGAUCUCAAUAGUGAACAGCACACAGGUUGGACAAAACAAUGUCCGUAUAUGUACAAUUGUCUAUUCGAAUGUACCUAAGAUCCAGUUCCGCCUUAAUGAUUACCACAGCAAAGAAGAGGUGCAGAAUGCUGUCAGUGCUCUACAUUAUCCCACUGGGGAUACCUACACAACCAAGGCACUAAAGUACUCUGUGGAUUACUUUCAUGAAACCAAUGGUGGGAGACGUGCAAGUGGUGUCCCACAGAUGAUGUUCGUCAUUACUGAUGGUGAAGCCACAGAUCCACAUGGAUUAGAGGAUGCUGCAAAUAAGCUUCACAGAUUUGGAGUUAGUUUGUAUGGUAUUGGAGUUGCAAAUGCAAGUAUAGAUGAGCUAGAGAAAAUCACCAAAGACAAGAACAAGAUUUUCCAUGUUAACAACUUUCAAGCUUUGAACAACCUUUGGCAAAACAUUUCAAAUGAGAUCUGCAAGGAAACAAAACCAGAGUGCCAAAAAGAGGCUGCUGAUUUGGUCAUUUUGAUUGAUGGUUCUGAAAAAACCGGAGGAGAUUUGUGGAACAGCAUGCAAAAUUUUACAAUGGGUCUUGUAGAUAAUCUUCGUAUCAAACCACACCUCUUUAGAGUUGGUGUUGCCCAGUUUAGUACAACAUACAGAAAGGAGUUUUACUUGAAUGAAUAUUGUAGUGAAGAGAAAGUAAAGGGGGCCAUUAAGAAAAUGACCCCGAUGAAAAAAAAAAGAAACAUUGGAUUUGCACUAAACAAAGUAAAAGAGUUCUUUAACACCAAUAAUGGGAGCCGUAUUGAAGAAGAAAUUCCACAAUAUCUACUUUUGAUCACUGUCGGAACUUCAUCUGACAAUUAUACUGAUGCAGCAGUUGAGUUAAGAACCAUGGGAAUUCAGAUAAUUGCUAUCGGAACAACUGAAAAAAUCGAAACUCAGCUCAAUAGCAUUACUGGUUCAAAAAAAAAAGUGUUUAUAUUCGACAGUUUUCACCCUCGCAUUGUGAAUCAGACUACACAGCAGUUGGUAAAUGGGAUUUGUGAUACUACUCCAAGCGAUAUAACAGCAAGCUGCACUGUAAAUAUUGGAGUUGGAUUUGAUAUCUCCCAUAGUAGUUUAAGCUCACAGUCACUCUUUAGUAGUCAAUAUCUGCUGCAGCGCUACCUGUCUGAGAUUAUCAGUCAAAUUUCCACUCUGCAUAACUUGUGCUGUCUACCCAAGCAGCCUGCUCUACAAACCAACAUUGGAUUCCGUUUGGUUACUAGCGAUGGUAGAACACUGUAUGAUACUAGUUUUGAGCAUUACAGUGAUGAAAUAAUAAAGAAGGUAAAAGCAUUGCGGAUGACUCAGGGUGUGGCCUUUAACACCCAGCUCCUGCGCUCUUUUCAGGAUAAGUUUGAAAGCUCUAGAUCUGGUGUGAAGGUAUUGAUCAUUUUCUCUGAUGGCCUGGAUGAACCUGUAGAUGAUCUUGUGGCUGCCUCAAAUAAUCUUAGAAGAAGUGGAGUUCAUGCACUGAUACCAGUAGCUCUGGAAGGAUUCAAAAGCAGCAUCACAGACCUACAAAAGCUGCAGUAUGGACGAGGAUUUGAAUACAGAGAGCCAAUCAUGAUUGGCAUUCAAAAUGUAGCCAGUGUCUUGCAGAAGCAGAUUGAUAAUGUGGCUUCACGAGAGUGUUGUAAUGUGAUGUGCAAAUGCACUGGUGAUGAAGGGGUGCGAGGACAUGGAGGACCUCAAGGGACAAAGGGCUCACCCGGGCAGCAAGGAUCCCGUGGAUUUCCUGGAGAAGAAGGAGAACCUGGAAAGAGGGGGCCAUCGGGUCUAAACGGAACCCAGGGAUUUCAAGGCUGCCGUGGAAAUAGAGGCCUAAAGGGUAACAGAGGCUACACAGGCGAAACAGGAGAGCAUGGAGAAUGUGGUUUGGAUGGUGUAAAUGGAGAGCAGGGGGUAGUUGGAUUAGCAGGAGCCCCAGGACAGCGAGGGGAACCAGGCAUCCAAGGCAAGAAGGGUGUUAGAGGAAUACCAGGAUUCCCUGGACAAAAAGGGCUGAGAGGAGAUCCAGGUGAAACAGGCAGUGACAACAAUAGACGUGGUCCCAAGGGUGAACUUGGAUACCCUGGCCUACAGGGUGACACAGGUCCAGAUGGCAGUCCAGGUUCUCCUGGGGAUGCUGGCAAUCGUGGUCAAAAAGGAAGAAGAGGCGCCUCAGGUCUACCGGGUGCCAGAGGACCUCAAGGACAGUCAGGACCACAAGGAAUCUCAGGACCUUCAGGAUCACUGGGACCAAUGGGUCCUUCUGGAUCUCUUGGACAGAAAGGGAUAUCUGGUUUUCCAGGACCACAGGGACUACCUGGUACACAAGGAAACACCGGACCUAAAGGAAAUGUUGGACCCAGGGGACAAAAGGGUCAGCCUGGGGAACCUGGAAAUAAAGGAACAGCUGGACCACAGGGUCCCAGAGGCCCACCGGGUAAUGAUGGUCAAGAUGGAUUUGGGUUAGCAGGACCUAAAGGACUGAAGGGAGACCCUGGAUUUCCAGGACAUCCUGGAUUUCAGGGUGAACCUGGAGAUCCUGGGAGAAAUGGUGAUAAUGGCCCUAAGGGUUUAAGAGGAAGAGAGGGUAGUGCAGGUGGGAUGGGAACACCUGGAAAUCCUGGCAGCAUUGGACCACCUGGACACAAGGGCCCUAAAGGACCCCCAGGAACUAUGGAAAUGUCUACUUGUCAACUGAUUAGCUACAUCAGGAACAACUGUGGCUGCUGUAAAGAUAAAGCAGCUUGCCCUGUCUACCCAACUGAACUGGUGAUUGGUCUGGACAUGUCUGAUGACGUUAGUUCUCCAUUAUUUGAAAGAAUGCGCUCAACUCUUCUUUCUUUGCUGGGCAGCAUUGAUAUCACUGAAAGCAACUGUCCCCAAGGGACACGAGUGUCUGUGGUCUCUUACAACUCUAACACCAAGCACCUCAUACGUUUUUCUGACCAUCGCCGUAAGAAAGAUUUGGUGGAAGCUGUGAAAAACAUCCCUCUGGAACGUACCUCCAACAGACGCAACAUAGGUGCAGCUAUGCGCUUUGUGGGUAGAAAUGUUUUUAAACGUAUUCGUCAGGGUGUUCUGAUCAGAAAGGUGGCGAUCUUCCUCUCUGGUGGACAGUCCCAGGAUGUGACCUCCAUAAUCACAGCUGUUUUAGAAUACAAGGCUCUGGAUAUAAACCUUGGUGUCAUUGGAUUUAGGGACACUCCAAAUGUUCGGCGUGCUUUUGAGGCUGAUGAGACUGGAAGUUUUAUUUUGUCAGUGGUGGAAACAUCAGAUACCCAGAACGCAGCACUUGAGAAGAUCCAGCGAUGUGUCAUCUGCUUUGAUCUAUGCAAUCCAGCUAUAGGUUGUCCAAACACCAGCGCAGCUUCUACUUCGAAGGAGGUAAACAUGGAUCUGGCUUUGUUGGUAGAUGGUUCCCGGAACAUCCAGGCUGAUCAGUAUGAGGGCGUAAAGCAAGUGCUAGGCACAUUGUUGGACCAGCUUGUAGUGAGUGCUCAGCCAAGUAAAGUUGACGGACAGGCACGAGUGGCACUUUACCAGCAAAGCUCAUCAUAUAGUGAGGUCCAGGCUCCAGUCAAGCAGAUCUUUACUUUCCAGCAGUUCCAAAACCGUAACCUGAUGAAGCAAAGAAUCUUUGAAAAUCUACAGCAGACUGGUGGCUACUCCAGGCUGGGUCAAGCCAUGGAAUUUGUAAUCUUGAAGAAUCUUUUCACUGUUUCCAAGCCUCGAAAAUACAAGAUGCUGCUGCUUAUAGUGGGAGGAGAGACAGAAUAUUCUGAUAGAGAAAAAUUGGACUUUAUCUCCAGAAUGGCAAAGUGCCAGGGUGUGGUGCUUUGUACUCUUGCAGUUGGUGAUAAUUUCAACAGCACUCAGGUAGAGGAAAUUGCCAGCUUCCCCACAGAGCAGCACAUUGUUCACUUGGGCCAUGUAAAGCAAGGAGAGCAGGAAUACGCUCGCCGCUUUAUAAGGACUUUCCUACACAUUCUGAGUCGGCAAAUGAACACCUACCCUUCUCCAUUGUUUAAACAACAAUGUAAGAGUCUUCAGCAACAGCAAGGACAAGGUAAAGGCCCUGUCCUUGAUGUCUUUGAGGCUGUCAAGAGACCACCCAUUAACAGGUUUCCUCUCACAGGAUCUACUUACACUGAGGUUACAGAGAAAGAAUUUGUGGAGGAGAUUGAAGAAGAAACAGAGUUUUCAGAACAGAGAGGGCCACAGAUGGAGACUGAGUAUAGAAAUGAGGAUGGGCUCUUCUUGGGACCUGGAAUGUCAAAUGCUACAGAUAUGUGCUACUUGAAAAAGAAUGAUGGGCCCUGUACAAAUUUUGUACUUAAAUGGUUUUAUGAUCAAAACAAAAAUCAAUGCAUUCAGUUCUGGUAUGGAGGAUGUGAUGGAAACCUUAACAGAUUUGACAGUAAGGAGCAAUGUGAAACCCGAUGUGUGGACCUUCAUACCCUACAGUGACUUUAAUCAAACUACUUACAAUGCAAACAUCCUAGGAUAUAGAAAAUAUCUAUGUAUAUUUAACUCAACUUAACCUUACAAGGUUAAACUACGUGUUUUGUAGAUGUUGCAUUUUCAUAUUCCAUUUUCUUAUUUGGUGCUGACAAAAUGCGGUCUUCUGUCACAAUGUAACUUUUAUAUAUGGAAAUCAUGAAGGUGCUCAUGUUUUAAAAACAAAUUGACACAUGGUACUGAAUUCACUUGUUUUUUUUAUUUUCUGUUUGUAUUUUGUAUAAAAAAACACUACUACUACCACUUCUUCUGAUGAUGAUCAUUAAAUAAUUAAUUACUUUUAAUAGCCAGCGUAGCAUGGGUGGAGUUAUUUACAUGAUGAUUAAUGUAAAUAGCCUGUUACAGGUUGUUAAGGUGAACUAAAAAAAAAAAGAAAUUGCCUCCUUUACUGAGGCUCAAUGGGUCACAAUUUGUCCUUGUCUUUUUUAAAUACUUGCAUUCCUUUUUUGUUUAAUAAUUGUAAUAAAUAGUGCUCAGUGCAGUCACAGCAUGUCUGUCUUUAUACUGUCAGAUACUGUUUAUCUUUCACCUGAACAUGUUAUGCUUCAUUUUUUUUUUCUUUUAUUUUUUUACUUGUAUGGUAUUUCACACAUAACAGAGGUGAAAAGUAACAAAUUACUGUACAUGUAUUCAUGUUACUGUAAUUGAGGAGUUUUUUUUCGUGUACUUCUAUUUUUUCAAAAAUGUUUCUUUAUUUUUACUUAGUUUAUGGAUGUGUUGUUACAAUUAGAUUGUUCAAAUCAAGAAUAGUUCAGUUGAAGAAACACAUUGAUAAAAGCAGCAUAAAUGAUUCACAAAUAAACUGUUUUGGUUUGA
Messenger RNA from Silurus meridionalis, 9139 nucleotides. RefSeq names its product collagen alpha-6(VI) chain-like. The record is from RefSeq and is a predicted model, not a curated record. The coding region runs from base 17 to 8272 and encodes 2751 amino acids. Gene Ontology annotation, molecular function: serine-type endopeptidase inhibitor activity. NCBI's taxonomy places the organism in Eukaryota, Metazoa, Chordata, Actinopteri, Siluriformes, Siluridae. The transcript is spliced from 40 exons.